Messenger RNA from Vicia faba (fava bean), 1023 nucleotides. Lineage: Eukaryota; Viridiplantae; Streptophyta; Magnoliopsida; Fabales; Fabaceae. The record is from the annotation of a GenBank genome assembly.
AUGUGCCAAUUAAGAGGAAUUCGUCCCACCCUGGCUGUUACGGAUUCGCCAAACAUUUCGAAGUCGGUUAGUGCUCCUUCUCCCUCGCUAGAAGAUGGGAAGUAUGUGGGAUAUGUUCAAGCCAGCUUUGUUAAUGGUUUUGGUGCAAAUGCCUAUCGCCUUGCCUUUGCUGCCAUUACCACUAUUCCUCUUGCUCUUAUUUUUGAAAGGAAGAGGCCGCAGAUGACUUGGAGGGUGUUUUACCUUUCACUUCUAAGUGGAUUAUUUGCUGGAGCAUUAUUUCAAAACCUUUUCUAUAGAGCUCUGGUUUUGUCAUCAGCAACUCUUGUUUCAGCUAUCUACAACCUUAUUCCUACCAUCACCUUUGUAUUAGCCGUAUCCUUCGGUUUAGAGAAAUUAAAUUGGGCAGCACCUGCAGGAAAGGCAAAGGUUGCAGGAACUAUAGUUGGACUUGUAGGGGCUUUGGUUUUAACAUUUUACAAAGGAGUCGAAUUUGAUAUUUGGCCGUUUAAAAUCAAUCUUUUGGAUCCAAAAGACAGAGAAAUAGGACAUGUCACUGAUAGUAGCACUGAAUUGUUAGGUGUUCUAUGUGCUGUAGUUAGUUGCGUUUGUUUCUCAAUCUGGCUCAUCAUUCAGGCUAAGAUCAGUUUUAUAGUUGAGAGGGAUUUGAAUCAAUGGAAGCUUGGUUGGGAUAUCAGGCUUCUCACUGUCGCAUUUUCGGGAAUUGGAGCUUCAGGACUAAUGAUUCUUGCCAUGGCAUGGGUUGUACAAGCGAAAGGCCCUCUAUAUGCAUCGGCUUUCAACCCUCUAUUGCUUUUUAUUGUGGCCAUUGUUGCAUCUAUGGUUUUAGAUGAGAAGUUAAACUUAGGAAGUUUACUUGGAGGAGUGUUGAUUGUGUGUGGCUUAUACACGGUACUAUGGGGUAAAGGAAGAGAAACACAAAAGAAAAAUAUUGCACAAGCACCCUCACCCUCACAAAUCAUUGGUGAUCUCGAAUCUACGACACCAUUGUUGAGUUUAUGA